Molecule: messenger RNA, 705 nt
Organism: Torulaspora globosa
Lineage: Eukaryota; Fungi; Ascomycota; Saccharomycetes; Saccharomycetales; Saccharomycetaceae
Gene: MIC26
Product: Mic26p
Exons: 1
Coding region: 1-705 (234 amino acids)
Biological process (GO): cristae formation
Cellular component (GO): MICOS complex; mitochondrial crista junction
Source: RefSeq, a predicted model, not a curated record
AUGACUGCAGGAUCAAGGUUUUAUCGGGAGCAGGAUUUGGUGAAAGAAGCCGUUAUCCCACGGCAGAAUGGCAUGGUCUUAUCUUCAGAUGCUAAGCAGGCAGUCCUCGAGCCAUUGAAGAGUUCAAAAACAGCGACAGCAAGAGCUAUGUCGAUCAUAGGCAACAACGAAUUGAUUGAUGGUAUUUCAGUGCGGUCGCCCACCUACUUAUUGUCGGUAUUUCAUCGACUACGGUUGCGUGUUUCGAGAACCAUCGAAAAGGCCACUCAGAAGAUAGAUAAAAAGACAUCAGCGUACUAUAGGCAUGAAAGAAGACUGACAAGUACGAUUGCAAGUUUGCAUUCCGAUCCUAGGGAAAGAUUGCUGCCAGGUUUUACAUAUAUCAUUGUCGCAGCUAUGUCCGGCUCAGUUCUGACAAGAAACAAACGAUUCUUGUAUAGAUUUACUGCUCCACUAGUGUUGGGUUCGGCAUGCUUCUCCUAUGUGUUACCAACAACGUUUCAAAACACCGCUGCUUUAUUACACUCGAUCGAGUCUGCCCAUUUCCCAAGGGCGGUCGCGAAGCAGGACGCUAUAAUUAACAAGACUGUGCAGAUAGGUCGUACUACGGCUAGCCACAUUGACUAUCUCGCCGAAUCUGUCUUCAACAUAGCUGCCAAGUUCCGUCACUCUGUCAAGGAAUGGACCAACCUUAACAUCGAGUAA